Messenger RNA from Bolinopsis microptera, 2591 nucleotides. Its product is annotated as homeobox protein Hox-C10a-like. Gene Ontology annotation, biological process: regulation of DNA-templated transcription. Lineage: Eukaryota; Metazoa; Ctenophora; Tentaculata; Lobata; Bolinopsidae. Gene Ontology annotation, molecular function: DNA binding; DNA-binding transcription factor activity, RNA polymerase II-specific. The record is from RefSeq and is a predicted model, not a curated record. Bases 7 to 1578 code for a protein of 523 amino acids. The transcript is spliced from 8 exons.
AAUAGGAUGGAAGUUCAACUUGCUCCCAUAUCUGCCAAUCCCGAUGUUUUAAAGCUUUACCACAAGCAGAAGACAGAAUUCCAUUUCCAACAGAAGUCAGAUAACGAAUUUCUCGUUUUCCUUCUUGAUGUUGCUGUCAAGGUUAUAUCAUUUGUGGAUCAAAUCAAGCCCAAUCUGAUGGAUGCAUGUUCCGAUGAAUUUGAUAAAGAUGAAAGACCUCAGCGCAAGUCGGGAGAAUCUGGCAAUGGUUCAUCUGCCACAUGUUUACCACCUAAAGUAGCUUCUAUUGAGGAUGAUAAAAGACAGCCCUCGGGCGAGAGACCUGCCAAGAUAAUGAAACAAUCCUCUUUUGGAGGCUUGCCCCCCUUCAAAUCUUACCCUGACAGCUCCAGUUUUCGACAAUCUGAGAUCCUGCAACGUCAGCACGAGAUAAUGUCUCGACAGGUGGACACGUUUCCCUUCCCCAAUCUUCCCGAGAACGUGAUCAAGCCCACGUUUGUCAAAGAAGGAUCCAGGAGAGCCAAGUUGAAGUCAAGUUCACAGGGUUCCCCUGCCUCUAACUCACAUGUUUCUGACGGGGAAAAGACCCCAGAACUAGAAGAGAACAAUGGUACUGAUAAGCAGGAUGAUAGCAGCAUGGACGUGUCGUCAGCUCCUACUACCCCACUUCCUAGAGACUACAGGGCACGCUCUGAGUCCUCUGCUGGAAAUCGUCACAUUCCCACUGGCGACAGACAGCCCCUGGAUUUUAGCAAUCUCUCCCCCUCCAAGAUUCACGAGCACGGACUCAUGACGGAACAGCAGAAGUCCCGGGUCCUUGAUAUCAACAAGAUAGCUGCUACAACCAUCCCAAGCAUGGCCUACAUGUUCUCGGAUAAACUCGCUACGUCAGCUGAGAACACUUCUGAUAAUCUAGCGCAGAGGGGCCGGCACAGCAUCGGACUGCAAUGGGCAUCGGAGUACAAGUUUGACGGUUCUGCUCUGCACAUUAUGAACGGGAGAAACUCUAGGAAACCACGCACCGUCUUCACCUGGGAGCAGCUGAAGCAGAUGGAGGAAACAUUUAAACAAAAGAAAUACCUCUGCACGGAGGACAGAAUGAUCUUAGCACAAAAACUAGACCUCACUGACGAACAGAUCAAGGUGUGGUUCCAGAACCGCCGUCAGAAGUGGAAGAAAGGAGGAAGUAAGGACGACGAGGUAAUCGAGUACUCGCAAUACUACGACCUCUUCUCCAGGGACAGUCACGGUCAGGCAGUUAACCAGGGCCACGACAGUGACAACAACAACCGUGACGAGAACAACCAACGCUCCAUCAACAUUCCUGAUCACCUGCGCAUGAAGACAGAACAAAUCUGCCUGUCCUCCAUCCAGCAGGAGCAACAGAACAGAGCCCUGAUUCAGGAACAGGAACAGACGCUCAAAGAUGAGCUGCAGCGCUCAAUCAUUGACCUCAAACAAUCUCAAACAAACAAUGAGGAGCGGCACCUGAUACGCGAGCAACAAAUCCGGGCUGUGGCUGAGGAGUCAAAUACGAGGUCUCCAGCAACAGAACCGGCCCACGCUAUGGCAGAAUGAUCUGCUCUUAUGAUGCUUGAUGUAUUUUCUUAUUUAAAUCAGAUUACAAGAAGCCUUACCGCCCAGCUCCCUUGCCCUUAUUAGAGGCUCUUUUUUUUAUAGCUGAUAACUGGAGAAGAACUGAAAAGGAGAGCCUAUACUGGCGUCAGAGCAGCUGUGAAAUGGAUUCCUGCUGCUCUAACAUUCUUUUAAUUCCUUAGAUCUGCUAAUUUUUUGAAGUAGUAAGCUUGUUAAAGGUCUGAUCCCGGCCUGUGGUCAGGGUUUCACUGACAAAAGUUUUAGCUAGUUCCAUAAAUUUACGAGCACAUUCUAUUUUUAGGUUCUGUGAACCCAAAUUAGUUGUUACUAACGUGCGCAUUGAUUUAUUUGCUGUCUUACUAAGGAUCACCUCUCUUCAGCCGUUAAAAUGUUUCUUACAUACUAAAGUGACUCUAAUUAAAGCUAAGCUAAGAUUGUGUCAACAUUUUUAAAUCUAGUUUUUUUGAUUUCUACCUUUUGCGGAAAAUAUUUUAAAAGCCUCAUUGCACCUAAGAUUGUUCAGCUUUCUAGAACUAUCUCUUCAACUGAGGUGAAUUCGGGCUUGUUUUUCGGGGAUCACUCGUGGUUUUUUGCAUUUUAAUAACUUGUUCUCAGAUUAACAACGUUUUGAUUAAUUUUGACAACAAAAUCUUUAUUUGACCGUGAAUAAUUCUUUACUAAUGAUGUGAAUUUAUAUAGCUUAAAAUCAUUAUAUUUAAUUUUUUCUGUGUUUUGAAUAUGAGGGAUCACUAUGAUCUAAUUGGAUUUACAUUAUUUUCGCCUUAAUUUUGCGAUAAGACUCUUUUCCUACACUUUUCUUCAAAAAACUACAAUUUAAGAAUUUAGAUGCUCGUUAAUCACGUCACCUACGACCCUUCUUGCCGAACUCAUUAUUUUUGCUUCCUUAUAAAAUCUCGAAGAUUAAACUAUAACUUUCCUUGGUUGGUUCUCGAGUUGUAUCUUACGAAUAUGUAAUGUAAUUUUAGAACGUUUAA